Messenger RNA from Dama dama (fallow deer), 4099 nucleotides. It is a transcript of the gene PTCD1, whose product is annotated as pentatricopeptide repeat domain 1. Gene Ontology annotation, molecular function: tRNA binding; protein binding; proton-transporting ATP synthase activity, rotational mechanism. NCBI's taxonomy places the organism in Eukaryota, Metazoa, Chordata, Mammalia, Artiodactyla, Cervidae. The record is from RefSeq and is a predicted model, not a curated record. Gene Ontology annotation, biological process: proton motive force-driven mitochondrial ATP synthesis; tRNA 3'-end processing. Gene Ontology annotation, cellular component: mitochondrial matrix. The transcript has 8 exons. Bases 986 to 3178 code for a protein of 730 amino acids.
CGCCAGGCGGGGCGGGGGUGGCGCGGACUCCGGGGCCGAGGUGCGGGCGUGUUCACUAGGCCGGACUACUGGAGUGAGUUUCUCGUUUGACCGUCUCAGGAGCCCGGGCGCCGGGCGAAGGCGGGCCAGAGGGCCUGCGAGGAUCGCUGCGAGGGUCGGAGGUGGAGGCCUCUGCUGAGGGGAGCGGUUUAGGCCUGUGGAGAGAGGGCUCGAGUGUCGGCCUGAGGUUCCCCGGAAGGGUCUGGGGAGGGGUGAGGCCCCCUGGGGGAGGACGGCGGCAGCGGGUCUCUGAUUCAGGGAUUAUUAACCGCGGGCUGGUGCAAGAACUCGGGGAGGAAGACACCUUUAUUGUCAUAAGUGAAACUUCGUAAGUCUUUCCUCACCUGACGUUGUCUGUGCCCAAAACGAAGUCGCGAUUGCAAAUAGGGAUGAGUGUAAAUGAUGGAGAUAGGAGUAUCCACAACUCCUACAAACUCAUUUACAGUCAUCGCUGCUUCAUCAGAUCGAUAGGAUCUUGUUACUUAAUGCUUUGAAAAGAAGACUCUGUAGUAAUAUAGCAUGAGUUUGUUUUAAAAGCAUCCUGGUAGCGAUUUCAGUAUCAGUAAUUACAAUUCUCUGUCUUUUGAUUAAUGUGUGUAAACCUUUAAUUUAAUGUGGCUACUUGAAGAUUUAAAAUUACAUACUGGCUCGCACUGUGUUUCUGUUGGAGCCUCACCGGGUGCAGAAUGGUACAGAUAGGUAGUUUAUCGGGUGCUCACCGUCCUGUGCCUGCAUCCUGAUAUCUUGAGAUUAGAUCGUUGCCAUGGUGCUGUGUGGGUGAUGUUAUAGGUAACUCCAGUUUACAAGCAAGGAGACUGAAGGCCAGAGCAGUGAGUGCCCGGGGACACAAGGAUGGUUUGAUGGAGCUGCAAUCUGAACCCAGGCUUUCUGACCUCAGGACUGAUGCUUGUGCCACUUAGCCAUCUUCUUUCUGCCUUUUGUGACAAUGACAUUGACUUUCAUUAUUUUGCCGACCUAUGCCAGGCUCCAGAGGAGAACACCAGUAAUGGACUUCGUGAGGCUUGCUCGGCUCUUCUCCAGCCCCCGCCCCGUGGGACUGUCCAUCCUGUGCCACCUUGACCCUCUCAGAGCCCAGUGGGCUGGAGGCAGGGAGGGACCGGUGUGGCCUAGGGCCACAGGGUGGAUUCGGCCAGCGCCAGCAGCCUUCUCCAGCUCUCUCUCUCAGCUGCCCCUCGGCUCUCAAGGCCAGAAGAACACAGGCAGCCUCAGCUCUGACCCCGGCCAGCCCAGCCCCACGGCCACCCAGGAGGAAGGGGAGGAGGAGAGCUUUGGGAUGCUCUCCGACAAAUACUCAUCUCGGAGAAUGUUCUACAAAUCGACAGCCCAGCUGUAUAACUUGCGGCUCAAGGAACAGAAUAUUGAAGAUGAUGAGGAAGGGGAGCUGGAACCAAAACCACGGCGGGGCCCCAGAAACACCCCUUACUGGUACUUCUUUCAGUGCAAACGCCUGAUCAGGGAAGGAAAGCUGGCCGAGGCCCUGGACCUGUUUGAGAGGCAGAUGCUGAAGGAGGAGUGCCUCCAGCCCCUCGAGUGCAACUACACGGUGCUGAUCGGGGGCUGCGGGCGGGCCGGCUACCUGAAGAAGGCCUUCAGGCUCUACAAUGACAUGAAGAAGCGGGACCUGGAGCCCUCAGACGCCACCUACACGGCCCUAUUCAACGUGUGCGCUGAGUCCCCCUGGAAGGACUCCGCACUGCAGAGCGCCCUGAAGCUACGGCAGCAGCUUCAGGCCAGAAACUUCCAGCUCAACUUGAAAACGUACCACGCCCUGCUGAAGAUGGCCGCCCUGUGCGCGGACCUCAGGAUGUGCCUGGAUGUGUUUAAGGAAAUCAUCCAGAAAGGGCACGCGGUCACGGAGGAGACCUUCAGUUACCUGCUCAUGGGCUGCAUCCAGGACAAGAAGACCGGCUUCCGGUACGCCCUGCAGGUGUGGAGACAGAUGCUGAGUCUGGGGCUCCAGCCAAGCCAGCACGGCUACAACCUGCUGUUGGGGGCAGCUCGGGACUGUGGGCUGGGGGACCCGGCGGUGGCCUCGGCAGUGCUUCUGAGGCCCAGGGAGGAGAUGGCCCUGCUCCAGCCCCCGGCCGGGGGGCGGAAGACUAGGAGGAGAGCCCAGGUCGGGGCGGACCGCAGCCUGUCGGCCAAGCUGCACGUGGAGGCCCUGGAGAGGCAGCUGUUUCUGGAAGCUUCUCAGGCACUUGAGGGGCUUCCAGAGCCUCAGGAGGCCAGAGCCCCUGGCCAGGCCCAGUCUGGGAUGGAGACCAAAGCGGAGCCCGAACACACGGUUGCCCUCACCUCUGUGGCCCCGGAGCUGCCUCCCUGGGGGCUAGAGGCCAACCUCCUGACCCCGGGGGCGGCCCCCUUGGCUGUGGUCUCCUUUGGGACCGUGAGCACCCCUGCCGACAGACUGGCCUUGAUGGGGGGCCUGGAGGGCUUCCUCGGCAAGAUGGCAGAGCACGGGCUUCGCCCUGACAUCAAAACCCUCACGCUGCUGGCAGAGGUGGUGGAGCCUGGGAGCCCCGCAGAGUCCUCGCUGCUGAGCGUCCUGGACAUGCACGGGGUGGAGGCCGACCUGACCUUCUUCAACACGCUGAUGAGGAAGAAGAGCAAGCGGGGUGACCUGGAGGGGGCAAAGGCCCUGUUGCCUGUCCUGGCAAAGAGGGGCAUCGUCCCCAACCUGCAGACGUUCUGCAACCUGGCCAUCGGGUGUCGCAGGCCAGAGGACGGCCUGCAGCUGCUCUCGGACAUGAGGGAAUCCCAGAUGACCCCCAACGCCCACAUCUACAGCACCCUCAUCAACGCGGCCGUCAAGAAGCUGGACUACGCCUAUCUCAUCGACAUCCUGAAGGACAUGAGGCGGAACAGAGUCCCCGUGAACGAAGUGGUCAUCCGCCAGCUGGAGUUUGCGGCCCAGUACCCACCCAGCUUUGACCGGUACAAAGGGAAAAACACCUACUUGGAGAAGAUUGAUGGCUUCCGGGCUUAUUAUAAGCAGUGGCUGAAAGGGAUGCCAGCGGAGGAAACCCCCCACCCUUGGCAGAAAUUCCAGACGAAAACAAAAGGAGACCAGCACACCAUCACCGAGGCGGAUAUGGACAAAGGCCCUGGGGGCAGGUGAUGAGGAGGUCCUAGGGGACCCCCAGCAGGGCCGGAGCAAAGUGCACAGCCUUCACGUGGCUCUGUGGGAACCCCCCGAGUCCCCUUCACAUGAAAGACUGAACUUGCCGGGGCAGCUGCAAGCAUGAGGCAAAGUCCAGGGUCAGAGCUCCAGCUUAGGUGUCGGUCUGAGGACGAAUGCUGGCCCAGGUGCCCAACAAGUUCAUGGCAAGUGCCAGAGCAGCGUGGGCCACCUUGGUCCGUCAUCUCAGGCCAUCCCCGUCUGAGGGUGACGACGAGGAGGGUGAGUUCGCUCCAGGUCACACGGCACUGAUGAGAUGGAGUCAGGAUCGAGUCCUAAGGGUGACUAGUCUCCGGGGCCUGGUGCCGUCCCCCUGGGUGCCAGACCGCUGGCCCUGAGAGAGAAGGGACAUGAAGCCCAAAAGGUUUAGAAAUUUUUUUUAUUUCUACAAAUCAUAGCUGAUGAACACCAAAGCCUUCCCACAGAGACCAUGCUCCUAGUCGGGCCUGGGGACCGCUCUGAGGAAAAGCUGCUCCCAGCAAAGGGUGACGUGACGGGCGGAGUCCUGCGCAGCCCAGAGUCCAGGGUGGGUGGCGGUCCGGGCCCGACGCUCAGCCAGAGCAGCCCCGGCAGCCGCAGUGCGUGCACUCGAUGAUCCGGCCCUGCGGACAGAGGACCCCUGAGACCCCGCGCCCACACACGGGAGGCCCUCCCCCCGCUCCAAGGGAAGCGAGGCCACAGGACAUCCACUCCCCAUGGACCCUCCUCAGAAACCCUCUGUGAUGGUGCGGGAUGGGGAAAAUUCGGUUCCUUCAUAAAAAUGGGAACAGCUGCUGUUGACAGUUACAUCUCUGUCUGGAUUUAAUUCAUACAAAUUCAAUGUACAUACUUGCUCCCAAAAAGAAAGAAAAAAAAAUCUGA